UCAUUUUGCCCAACCGGCAGGUUUCGGAAAUCCAAAGACUGUCUUACCCAGCUAACAGUAUUCCCAGAAACCUGACUUUAUUUCAACACAAGAUCAGCCCCGGGUCAAGCAGCACUCUGCCAAGAGCAUUAAUACCGCUGGUCAAAGUCGGAGCCAGGAUCAAACACCAGGGCUGCCAGGCCUGUGGUGCAUUUUUUUUUUUGUUUGCUUUGCAAAAGUAUCUGGUGGGUGGAGUAUUUAGUAAUCCUUAUUUCCUACCCUGGGUUUCAACUUCCUUUUGAAGCAAGAAUUUUGCUACACGAAUCACAACUUCUAGCCACAGAGAGCUGCACCCUGAGAGCUGUCUGCUGGCAAAUGUACUUCUGACGAUCCAGGCAUGAGGCCGCUGGCUGAGAUCCUUUGGUUUAUAGCAUGGACUGUGUGCGUGGCUCAAGAUUGCCAAGGACCUCCUCCAAAAAAACCUACAGAAAUCCUGUCUGGCUCCUGGCCUGACCAGGCCUACCCGGAAGGCAAGCAGGCCACCUACAAAUGCCGGCCCGGGUACAGAACUCUGGGCACAAUCAUGAUGGUGUGCAGGGGUGGAGAAUGGGUGUCUCUGAACCCAGCCAGGAUCUGCCGGAAGAAGCCCUGCAGACACCCGGGGGACACGCCCUUCGGCUCCUUCCAGCUCACAGUGGGGACUGAGUUCGAAUUCGGUGCCAGGGUGGUUUACACUUGUGAUGAGGGGUAUCAAAUGCUAGGUGAAAUUAAUUUCCGUGACUGUGAAGCUGAUGGGUGGACCAAUGAUAUUCCUACCUGUGAAAUUGUGAAAUGCUUGCCGCUCCCGCAGCCGGAGAACGGCCGAAUGGUGAGCAGCGCCAUGGAGCUGGACCAGGAGCACCACUUCGGAGACGUGGUUCAGUUCGAGUGCAGCCCUGGCUUCCGCAGGGAGGGCGCCCGCGAGCUGCACUGCACCCAGGACGGCCUCUGGAGCGGCCCGCCGCCCACCUGCCUGGAAAUAUCCUGCAACUUGCCAGAAAUUCAAAAUGGAUACCCUCUAUCCACUGGGAGAACUUUUAAGGAGAAUGAACGACUUCAGUAUAAAUGUAACUCGGGGUUUGAAUACGUGGAGAGAGGAGACACGGUGUGCACUGGAUCUGGCUGGACUCCACAGCCCUCCUGUGAAGAAAUGACUUGCAAACCUCCUUAUAUUCCAAAUGGUGUCUACUUCCCCCAAAGGAUUAAACACAGAACUGAAGACGAAAUCAGAUAUGAAUGCAAAGAUGGGUUUUACCCUGCCACGAAGGGCACCGUGGUGAAAUGCACGAGCACGGGGUGGGUGCCUGCUCCCAGGUGCAGCUUGAAACCUUGCGAUUUUCCAGACAUAAAACACGGCAAGCUAUAUCACGAAGACUACUAUAAGCCAUACUUUCCUGUGCCCAUAGAAAAAUAUUACAGAUAUUACUGUCACCACGGCUUCAUAACACCGUCAUACUCCCAUGAUGGGUAUAUUCAAUGCACGACAGAAGGAUGGAAUCCAGCAGUGCCAUGCGUCAAACGAUGUGAUUUUAAUUAUUUGCAAAAUGGCUACUAUCAUAGUUGGCAAGGAAUCUAUCAACAAGAUCAAUCUCUAAAAGUUAAAUGCUACCCUGGCUACAGUCUUCCCAAUGGAAAGGACAUAGUCACGUGCACGGAGAACGGCUGGGACCCCCCUCUCAAAUGCAUCAAAGUCAAAACGUGCUCAAAAUCAGAUAUAGAAAUCGAGAAUGGCUUUCUUUCCCAGUCAGAUUAUACAUAUGCUGUAAAUAAACAAACAGAAUACAAGUGCAAGUCAGGUUAUAUCACAGCGGACGGGAGACCAUCAGGAACGGUCACGUGUCUGCAGAGUGGCUGGUCAGCUCAACCCAAGUGCAUCAAAUCUUGUGAAAAGCCAGUGUUUGAGCAUGCCAGAUCCAAAAAUAAUGCCUCGUGGUUUAAACUCAAUGACAAGUUGGACUAUGUAUGUCAUAGUGGAUAUGAAAACAAAUAUAAAAAAGUCAAAGGUUCCAUCGUUUGUGAGCACCACGGCUGGUCCGAUACCCCUUCCUGCUAUGAAAGAGAAUGCAAAAUUCCCCAAAUGGACAAGUUGUUAAAUGCUGAGCCCAGAAAAGAAAAAUAUAAAGUUGGAGACGUGUUGAAAUUCUCCUGCCGGCUAGGACUUAAGAGAGUCGGGCCCGAUUCCGUGCAGUGCUACCACUUUGGGUGGUCCCCCAAGAUUCCAGUGUGUAAAGAUACUGUCCAGCCCUGUGGUCCUCCUCCCAAGCUCCUCAACGGGGAAGCGAAAGGACCCCUGAGAGACGAAUACGCACAUGGAGACCUGGUGGAAUAUACCUGCAACUCUAGGUUUCUCACGAAGGGACCGGAGAAGAUCCAAUGCGUGGAUGGAGAAUGGACAACCCUGCCAAUAUGCAUUGAGGAGAACAGAACGUGUGGCGACCUUCCUGAGCUGGACCAUGGCUACGUCCAGGCCCCAGAGCCUCCCUUCCACCACGGAGACUCGGCGGAGUUCCAGUGCAGAGAAGCCUUCACGCUGGUGGGGAAGACGACAGUCACGUGCGUGCGUGGAGUGUGGACCCGACUUCCUCAGUGCGUUGCAACAGACCAACUUAGGACAUGCAGAGCACCACCCAGGAUUGUUAUAUCUGAGGCAAAUCAAUCAGAAAAUCAGGAGUUUCCUCAUGACCACAUCCUAAAGUACAGCUGCCACGGGAAGCAAGAACAAACAGUCUGUAUGAAUGGAGCAUGGGAGCCUAAACCGAUCUGCACAAAGGAGGUGGAGCGCCCGCCCUGCCCGCCCCCUCCGCAGAUCCCCAACGCGCACGCCCUGGACACCACCGUCCAGUACCGCGACGGGGCCACGGUGGCCGUGCUCUGCCUGGACGCCUACCUGAGCCCGGGCGCGGGGGAGCUGCUGUGCCGCGCCGGGCGCUGGCAGGCCGUGCCGCGCUGCGUGGAGAAAAUCGGAUGCGCUCAGCCGCCACCCGGCAUCGACUACGGGGCCCCCCGAGGGGCUCCCCGCCCGCCCGCCCCCGCCCCCUCCGCAGACGGGGAGGAGCAGGAGCCAGCCCCCCAGCCCUACCCGCACGGCACCAAGGUCCACUACGACUGCGACGACGGCUUCCGGAUCUCCGGGGAGGAGGGGACCACGUGCCACAUGGGGAAGUGGAGCCCCCCGCCCCAGUGUGUGGGACUCCCUUGUGUGGCUCCACCUCCGAUUGAGAACGGUGUUGUGUCUCACCACGCAGACAGCUAUCAAUACCAAGAAGAAGUCACUUACGACUGCUAUGACGGCUUUGGAUUUGAUGGACCUUCGUUUAUUAAAUGCGUAGGAGGAAAAUGGUCUACCCCGCCCAGAUGCAUAAGAACGGACUGUUUCGACACACCCACAUUCGAUGUUGCCAUACUCGCAGAACGGAAGAAGGCCGUGUACAGGUCAGGGGAACAACUGACUUACAAAUGCCCACCAUUGUACCAGUUGAAUGGAUCCAAUACUGUCAUGUGUAUUAACGGCAAGUGGAUAGGAAAGCCGACAUGCAAAGAUAAUUCCUGUGUGAACCCACCGGAAGUGGGAAAUGCUACUAUGCUGUCCAGACAGAUGGAUAAAUACCUACCUGGGGACAGAGUGCGCUAUGAAUGUAACAAGCCCUUUGAGAUGUUUGGGGAAGUGGAAGUCAUGUGUCUGAACGGAACCUGGACAGAGGCUCCUCAGUGCAAAGAUUCCACGGGGAAGUGCCAGGCCCCUCCGCCCAUCGACAAUGGCGACAUCACCUCCUUCCCGCUCCCGGUGUACCCGCCCCUCGCCGAGGUGGAGUACCAGUGUCAGUCAUUGUAUCAGCUGCAGGGAAACAGGAAGAUCACCUGCAGAAACGGGGCGUGGUCCGAGCCGCCCAAGUGCUUGCAUGCAUGUGUAAUAUCAGAAGAAAUUAUGGAAAAGCAUAACCUAACACUCAGGUGGAAAGGAAGGCAAAAGCUUUAUUCUCAAACAGGAGACUACGUUGAAUUUGCAUGUAAAUAUGGAUUUCGUUCGUCAAAUCCAAACAAAAUGCGUGUGAUGUGUAAUGAUGGGUAUCUAGAUUAUCCUUCUUGCCAUAGAAAUUCCUAAAAGUAUGACUGCAGCCCGGUGCCGGUGGCUCACACCUGUCACAAAACCUACUCAGGAGGCUGAGAUGUGAAGACUGUGGUUCAAAGACAGCUGAACAGGAAAGUCUCUACGGCUCAGCUCUUCAA
Molecule: messenger RNA, 4245 nt
Organism: Perognathus longimembris pacificus (Pacific pocket mouse)
Lineage: Eukaryota; Metazoa; Chordata; Mammalia; Rodentia; Heteromyidae
Product: complement factor H-like
Exons: 22
Coding region: 377-4120 (1247 amino acids)
Source: RefSeq, a predicted model, not a curated record